GGUGGGGGGGGGCAACAGAUCAUCAGUCUUGUUCUUGCGGGCUUAAUUUAAUCUAUUAUUGAUUUGAUCGGUUAUAUUAUGCAGCCAUGGUAAAUCGCUGCUGAAUUAUGAGGUGCAGCAUGUGAUUACCAAGGAAAAUGGUGGAAAACUAGCUAACUUUUCAAUGUUUUCCUGCUUGGGGGUAUAACUAGGGAGAUCAAGUAUCUAGUAUAACAAAAUCUAGUCAGUUUGCCUGGAUUGCAGCUGUGAGGUGACCAAACAUCACCUUCUGGAGUAUUUUCAUUCUGGUAUGUUACAGAUGGUGUCCAUUUUUUUUUAUAAAUAGUUUCUUUCCUUCAACCAUGACAUAAACACACUACACAUACAUGGGCUACACACACAUACCGGUAGGCUAAUGCGUGUGCGGUGACACGCGACACAACUUUACUAGAAAAACCAGCAAAUGAGAUAUUUUCCUUUCAUCUGGAUGUUUAUAUCUGCUUAAACCACAAACAAGAUAGCUGAAAAUAUCCAUUAUGCAGAGCUGCAGCUGCAACAAGUUUUAGUCUGUGCUCCAUUCUGGUCUUUCACUUGGAACUAAGCCGUUUAUAAUGCUGAUCUUGUCCACAUUCCAGUUCCCGACACAUUUUUUAACGUAUCCCUGUAUAUUCUGCACACUUUUGGGGAUUUUAACAUGUUGUUUAACACGUUCUGUCUCCCAAAUCUGUGACGUACUGUUUGUUUACACCAUUUGUUUACACUCUUAAGGCCAUCUGUAUGUCCACGCACAUCCUAGAAUGCAACGCAAAAUCACAUGUGAUCCCAAGCCCUAUUAUUACAUUAACGUGGUGGAACCUGUAAAUGUUGUUGCAGACAAAUCUGUAAAAGAGGAAGAAAGAAAAAUAAACAGCACUUUAGAAAGGUGAAAAAAUUAGUGAAAGCGGGACACGCAGAGAGUUUACCCUGGCUGCACACUGAAAGCAUCAGCGGAGCGCAACGGCAGCGGAACGGUUUACUCACGACAAUCACAGCACUCCAGUGCACACCUGGAGAGUCUCAGCAGUGAAGCAGCUUCUCUGCCACUCACAAGAUCACAAAUGCCUCAAGACUUCAGGGAUCGUCCAAGGUUACGUUUUUUUCAUGCCUUCCGCCCUUAAACCAAAAAGAAAGAAAUCACGUUGUUAUCGCACUUUGAUGUCACAUAUGAUGUUGUUCCUCUUCACUGCCAUGACUAAAGCCGUGAAAAACACAUUGCUGCACUUCUGGAAUGAUGUUGUGAGUAAAUAAGCCGUUAGGCAGGGUUUGAAUCACGGGGAGCUAAGGGGAGCAUGGUUCAUCAGAAAGGGUGAUGGGCUCCCCUGGAAGCCCUGAACUUACACACCCAGGGGGAGCCCAAAUAAAGAUCCUGGUUCCACUUAUAUUACAUUAUUUAUGUGGACUCUCCAGGAAACAAGUUAAAUGUCUGGAGAUUUAUCCCACUACAUGUUUUAACUUUCUAAAGCAAUUAUUUAUUAGCUUGUAAUAUUUAUACAUUUGAUACAAUUCAGAUCACCUUCAAAGCUCAGUCCCACACCCAGGGCCGUAUCAAGGCAUUUCAGGGACCAAGUUGCACCCUCCACCCCCAUCUCACUGGGCUCCCCCGGAAGCCUCUAUGUAAUUCGUACCCUGCCAUUUGGUCAGACAUGAUCUUCAUAUGAAAUUUGCAUAACUGCAAUACCUUUAUUUUGAAAAUUACUGGGGAUUUUAGACUGAAAUCGUGUGUGAUUUCCUGUUGUGCCCCAUGUUAACUGCGGUAAUUGACGCAUCCCAGAAGCGGCUCACGGAAAAAAAGAACCCGAUUCUAUCUUUAGCGGCGCGGUGUGCCGCUUCUGGGAUGCGUCUGAAAAUUGCUGUCGCGGCUGGUUUGUGGCACUCCAAAGAUGGAUUCUAUUUGAAGCAGUGACGUUCUGAUGCCGUUCUGCGCCGCUGAUGCUUCCAGUGUGCAUUUGGGGUUAGCAUGUCUAAAUAGGGCAUGCCGUUUUAACAUUUAAUCAGUAAUCAGACCUCUCCGUAUUUUAUAUUUUUGUAGCAAGUUGCAAAUCGAGCAAAAAAUAAUUGUAUCAAGUGUUCUACAACAAGAACAAGAAAAUGAUCCGAUCCGAGAACGAAAACCGUGAUCUGAUCCAAACCGUGACUUCUUUGUUCCGUUGCAAACCUCACUCACUGAAUGCCUUACAGAGAUUAGGUCCUGGUUCACUUCCAACUUCCUUAAAAGUGUGAUUGACUGAAAACAUUUUUUUAGUGAUUAUAAUCGGUUACUCUGAGUUUUUAAUGCAGGCUGAACACAAAGAUAGUCUCCUACACCUAUCUUCUGCAUUAGCUUCUGAUAGAAAACAGAUGGUGAAACUCUAGGGUAUGAAAAGCCUGACAGAUCUACAUCACAUUGUGAAUUGGACUUGUCCAUAUUGACUCACGAUGGGCAAGGCUGUUGUUGCUUUAGCGUACAGAAUCAGCAGAGAAUGUCUCUUUCAACAGAAGCUAACUGCUAGCAUUAGCAAAUCAAUCACAUGGCUGAAGGUCCUCCAGGCUUGUUAUUUGUGGAGGUAAAACAUCCAUGUCCCCGAGCAAACAGAGUUAGUGUUAGUCGCAUUGCUGUUAUCCAAUCUGAGACAAGAUGUCUAAAUGUCUGGAAAUAAGACUCUAUGGCCCAAUCCCAAUACUCUCACUUGUGCCCUUCAAUUGCGCGUUCCGGCCAGGGGUGCGAGUGCGUAGGGCGUCCCGAUUCUCAAGUGCGGAAGUUGACCACGCCCCUAUUGCACCGUUAAUCUGCACUUCACCCAAGUCCGCAGCGAUGCGAACCUCGGGCAAGGGUAUUACCCACAAGUCAUUGCUGCAGGAGAAAAGGCUCAAGUUCCUUUUCUGAAAAUAUAUAUUUUCUAAUGAAAUUAGUUAAUUUUAGGACGAUUAGUUGAUGCUCUAAAACUUUCAGACAAAGUAGCAAAGAAGUCAAAUUUAUUUCAAACAGCUGUUUAACUGUUUGUUUAAAAGCUGUUAAUAAAGGUUUUUGAAAAAAGUAUCACAGCAGCCAGCAUCCCGGCAUGCGUUUCGAUCGAUGACGCAAUGCUCCUUGUCUCAAUUCUGCAGUUAUUUGCACACUUGUGUACUACGCACUCGAAGCCUUACAGCGCACUUUCUCCAAGUGCACUUAGCCGAAGACCGCAGGGCGCAGUGCGAGUGUUGAGAUUGGGCCCAAAUCCUCCCGUUUGAAGUACAGCUGUGAUGUUGCAGACUGGUCCUGUGGGCUUUUUUGUGCCCUGAGUUCUGCCUGCAAGGCAUUCAUUCCUACUCGAGACCAUUGCAAAUGUAAUGAUUAAACGAGUAAUCCACACUUAUAAGCUGAACUCUGACAAAAGGAAGUCCUUCCCAUUAACUGCCUUGAUCCGAUUAAGAGCCUUGGUGUAAUUCUGGACUCUGUCCUAACACCCUCAUAUCAGUUCUGUCACUUACUACCACCUGCGCCCAUCUCUCUCUUCUCACUCCACCGGAGAGUUACUAUUGUAAUUCACUCCUUGUUGGUCUGCCACAGAAGCCUCCGCAUAAACGGCAACGGGUCUAAAACUGCUGCUCGCAUCAUCAUGAAACACCCUCCUCUGAUCACAUGACCCCCCCGUUAUUCAGCAGCUUAUUGGAUACUACUGAAAUUCAGGGUUGAUUACAAAAUCUUGCUUCUCACGUAUGAGACCAUUCACAACCUUUCCACCUCACCUCUCGCAGCUCUUACAAACGUCUACACCCUCCCACGCGCUCACAUCGUCAGCUUCCAUUAACCUCCACAAUCCCAACUUCCCCAUGCGCCAUCCCUGUGGAAUUCCUUACCAGCUGACCUCAGGAAUACCACCACCCUGCACCAUUUCACAGCUAAACUUAAACCCAGCUGUUCAAGAUUGUCUACUCGUUGUAACUAACUGUAAUUUAAGUAUUUUAUUUUGGUUUUAGAUUUGCUGGUCAAUCACUGUAAUUCUUUUUUAAUCUGUUGUGAUUGUUUUUAAUAUUUCCCCCUCACUGUUUGGUGACUGGGCUGCCCAGUGGCACAGUGGUUAGAGCUGUUGCCUUGCAAGAAGGUCCUGAGUUCACAUCCCAACCUGGGGUCUUUCUGCAUGGAGUUUGCAUGUUCUCCAUGUGCAUGCAUGGGUUCUCCCAGUCCGAAAACAUGAUUGUCAGGUUGAUUGGUCUGUCUAACUUAUCCUUAGGUGUGUGUCUGUGCAUGGUUGUUUGUCUUGUGUGUCUCUGUGUUGCCCUGUGAUAGACUGGCAACCUGUCCAGGGUGUACCCCGCCUGCAUGCCCGGACACUGCUGGCUCCAGCCUCCCUAACCCUAACCCUGCAUGGUGAUUCUAAAUCAGCACCUCAAAUCAAAUGUACUAUUAUUACAACCUCAACCCUGAAUAAAACAUGCAUUAUGAGUCUAAAGGCCCUUAAGAUUCAGAAAUCUGGAAGUUUCUUUUUCAUCUCUGUGGUCUGUUGUUGAGAGACUACGGUUGUUGUUUUUAUACAUAAUAAAGUGUCAGUAAAAAGCUCAUGUGGCUGUAAGUAAGUAGCUCCAUGUUCCCGUCAAACAUGGCAGGACUGUCUUUGGCCUCUCCCACUAGUCAGCGCGACGGGUCAAAGCUGCCCAGCUUCUGCAUGCUGUCCAGUGCUGCUGCUGCUGUUCUUGUUCUAGCGUGGUGAUUUCCUCCCAGCGACACAGCACGCCUCAGAUGUUCUUCGUAGGCAUCACUUGUGUGAUGUUUUAGUUUGUAGGUCCUUUCAGCUCCCUCUUCAGUCCGUCAAAGAUGUGUGUUGAUGUAGUCGUGUGACAGUGAGUCCAAAUUGUUUCAGCCUCAUGUAAUUCUCCUCAAAGUUCACCCGCUGCACCGCACUGAGUGUUGAUUGGUAUGGAGUCUGGACACAUAUAUAUAUAUUUAUAUAUAACAGGAUGUGAUAAAUAAAUAUAACAGAAAUAUAUAUUUUAACAAAGCAGAUCUAUUGGACGUGUUCCUUUAAUAAGUGUUUUGUCUGUACUGUCUCUAAGUGUUUCACUUUAACGUAAUAUUAAAGAAGACUCCGUUCUUUUAGGACUUUGAAUGUUUUUAGUGUCACAACAUUUCCUGUGGAGCAAAGAGAGAAAUGCUCAGAUAAACUCUGAUGUAGAAAUCUGGAUGAGAUCCUCAGUCGGAGUGGGUCCAGAGGUCAUGACCAGUUAUCGCUGAGGUUUUACUAAAAGGAUAGAUUCAUCAGUCUGAGUUCAUCUGAUCAAAUAUAUUUGAGAUCCAUAGUUAAAACACAGUAUUUCAGUUUACUUACUUGGUCAUCUGCCUUCUGACUGGAUUUAUGCAAUAAAAGGUAAAGUAUUGCAGCUCCUGUAGAAACCAGAGCCGGCCUUUCCUCUGAAGAAAGUCACUUUUCUGAUUCCUAACAUCACUCUCUGCCAUAAUGAUGGGUUCAGGGACCAAAACGACAAAAGGGUGAGAAAUGUUAUUGCCUAAGAAAAGCUAAAGAGCACUGCCUGAGCCAACACAAAAACAAACCGAGUGCUGAGACAAGUCUGGAACAACAGAAGGACACAACUAACCUCACAACAGGACAAAUAAGGGACAGUAGCAAACCACCUGAUGUGCAGCAGGAACUAGACCAAAGAAACGAAUAUAAUGAGUCAACUUACAUGUUAUUUAAUGAGCCAUAAGACAUAAGAUUCCAUAGGAAAUAUGGAAUCAACCUUAUGGAUCUGUGGGUACUUUUUAACCAGAAGAUUGGGACUUUUUAUUGCAGGGAUUAUGUAACACUUCGUAUUAACUCAGAGACAACAGAAGAGAGAGUCAGGUUUUAAAUGUUUAAAGAUUUAUUAAAACUAGACUAACUUUAACACUAAACGUAUGGUGUAACUAAGGUGAAUGAGACGGAGAAUGGUGUAAUGUGGAAUGUUGUUCAGAACCAGCAAAUCCGAAGAAACAGUUAGUUCUGAUGGGAAUGAGGGUGAUGUCUUCACGCUAAGCUUUUAUUAGGAGAUUCAUAAACACAUUCGCCAUUCUGUCGGUCUACGUACCCGAAGAGGAAGUCCCCGUCUAGAUCAGGAGGCGUGAAGGUCCAGCUUGGACCCUCCUGGAGCCGAAGCCUGUAGAACAGCAGCGGCUGCCGACCAGUCCAGUCUUUGAGAUACUUCCGGGUCACGACAGUUUAUCGGCAUCUAACAAGACCCAAAGCGGGGUUGUGAUGGUUCAGCUUUUAUUCUGAAAGGAACCGUUGCCGCAGGUGGAACGGCAAUAGGUUUUCCAGCUUGUCGUUGGUUCUUUUGGCUGAAGAGGAAAGUUACGAAUUGGCCACUCCGACAACUUCUCUAGAACGCUUUGACCUGGCGUUAAAGAUGACGUGGGCAUAGUUUUAUACUUCGGAUGUUUUGAUUUAUGGUCGAAUGAAAAGGUGACAGAUUUACCAAGCACCACCAAAACCACGCCUCCGUCAGAUCUGGCAGAUUCUGAUUGGAUCAGUAAAGCAAUGUGUCGUCUCUUAACGUGAGAUCAGUCCUAGUGGAAACAUACAAAAGUCAUAUUACUUAUUAUAUUCUAUAGGAUUAUAAUAAAGUAAUUAGUACUUUGAUUUCACAGAUUGGUCACAUCUUAUUUAUUGACUAACACUUUGUUUGAUUAGCUUUAUUAAAACAGAGUUCUUUGAUUUAUUUAAAGGAGAGAGUCCUUUCUUCAUUCUUCUCUUGGGCUGGAAAAGAAGCAGUUUAGAGCAAAUGCAUGAGACCUUGAGGCCAUAUCUCAUGCAGACUAGCUCUGUGUCAGAGGAGAGGGGAAAAAUGACUUUAAGGUGGAAAACAGUCAUUUCAUUCCGUUACACAAACAAAUAUAAAAGGGAACAGAAACAAUAUUUACAAACACCUGUCGUUAUGCUGCAUCAGUGUCUGAAACCUUCCUCGGACUGGUCUCAGUCAGCAUCCCGAUGGGUGGUCUUCAAGAUGGAGGCCAACAGAAAGCUUUGGUUGGAGAGCUGCAGGUAAAUUGUUGUUAGGAGGGAGAAAAACGCCACAUUUCUUCCUGCUACAUAAGCUUUGCUCUGUCACGGAGUCUCAGACUGAAUUUACUUUGGACAGAAUAUGUCACUGUUGUAACAGAGCUGGAUGUGUCUCAGACCAAGAAAAUGUGUGCUUAACCUGUAUUUUCCUGCUGUGAAAUGUCUUAAACCUAAUGAACCCACUGAAUGUAAUAAUAAAUAUAUUCUGAAAAGCCAUGUCUAAAAAUUCUUUAUGGUAACAAGACUCUUGACCUCCUGGCCAUCCAUCCAUUCAUCUUCUUACACUGUUGGGAGCAGCAGCUGAAGCUCCCAGACCUCCUUUCUCUAGCUAGUUUGAGGUCCAACAGGUCCUGGUUCUACCUCAGUUUCUCCUUUUGUGUGACAUGUCUGAAACAUCAUCCCUGAAUCCACCUCAAACCAGCUUUUGGAGAAAUGAUGCUGCCUGAUGUGGUUGAACAAAGCAUGUGAGUCUUGUGUAAUAACUAAAGCUACAGCAGCUGUCCGAUAAGGACCUCUGGGCCUUCAGAGAUGCUGUAAUGAAGCACAUUUUAUAAAUAUUCUGUUAUUUUAAAAAUUUACAUGAGAUGUUUGUGGUGGAAUAAAGAUGUUUGUGGUGGAAUAAAGAUGGCAGUUCCGUUUCUAUCCGUGUCUAGGGAGCCCUCAAUCUUCCCUCUCCACCGCUGUGAUACAUUACAGCCACAUGGUGGCGCUAAGACACAGAAAUAGUUCAGUAUCCACCUUCUUUUAAAAGGAGAAGUAGGUAAAGCUAAGAGUUCAAACCAGUUUCCCCCGGUACCGUUUCACCGGUGCACAUGUUGGGAAGUGCUGGGUGCAGAACUCUCUCUCUCCAAGUCUAACAGGUCAGCCAUGAUGCCCAAGCUCCAGGCCUUUGAGUUCUGGAGGAAGACUCUGAAUGAGGCACGUUAUGUGGUGGCCCCCAUGGUGGACCAGAGUGAGCUUGCCUGGCGCCUGCUGAGCCGGAGACAUGGAGCUCAGCUCUGCUACACCCCCAUGCUGCACGCUCAAGUGUUUGUUCGCGAUGCCAACUACAGGAGAGAGAACCUGUACAGUGAAGUGUGUGAGGAGGACAGACCUCUCAUUGCACAGUUUUGCGCCAAUGAUCCGGAGGUGUUCCUCCAGGCGGCGCUCCUGGCUCAGGACUACUGUGAUGCCAUUGACCUCAACCUGGGCUGUCCUCAGAUGAUCGCUAAGAGAGGACACUACGGUGUUUUCCUACAGGAUGAGUGGGAGUUGUUAGAGAAGAUCGUCAGCUUAGCUCAUCAGAAGCUCUCUGUGCCAAUCACGUGUAAGAUCCGUGUCUUCGAGGAGAUUGAGAAGACCGUUGGCUACGCCCAAAUGCUGGAGAAAGCUGGAUGUCAGUUGCUGACCGUGCACGGCAGAACCAAGGAUCAGAAAGGUGCCAUGACGGGCAUCGCCAGCUGGGAGCACAUCAAAGCUGUCCGGAAGGCAGUAAAUAUUCCAGUGUUUGCAAAUGGAAACAUCCACCAUCUGAGUGAUGUGGAACGCUGCAUUCAGGAGACGGGAGUGCAGGGUGUUAUGAGUGCAGAAGGGAACCUCCAUAAUCCAGCACUGUUUGAGGGCCGCAGCCCCCCCGUGUGGGAAAUGGCUGAGGAAUACUUGGAGGUGGUGAAACAGUACCCUCCCUGCUCGCUUUCUUAUGUACGAGCCCACCUCUUCAAGCUCUGGCACCACACGCUGCAGAUUCACCAGGACCUGAGGGAGGAGCUGGCUAAGGUGAAGACCCUCCAGGCUUUAGCUGAUGUCAGCAAACAGCUCGAGCUGCGCUGCCAGGAGGAGAUGGCUAACAGGAAGGAUGUGGAGGACAAAGAGGGCAACCUUCCUCUCCCUCACUGGAUCUGCCAACCAUACAUCAGACCAGCGCCAAAGCAGCUGACCACCAAUGGCAGCGCUCAGGGGUCAGAGCUGAGGAAGAUGGUAUGUCAAAAGAGGUCACUGGAGGACUUGGAUGGAGCAGAUGAGGUCCUUUCUAAAAACAAACAGAAAAAAAAAUCCCGAAACCCCCACAAGAACUUCUGUACUCAGCAAAAACCCAAAUACCUGAAAUGCGAACAGUGUGGCAACCCAAAGGGGAAUAAGUGUGUCUUCAACCUGUGUCGAGGCUGCUGUAAGAAGAAGGCUUUUAAAGAAGUAGCAGACUGUCCAAGUCACGGCCUACGGUUCAAGACCAAGGCAGAGAAGAGGAAAGCUGAGGAAGACGAGCAGAAAGAUGUGAAGAGGAGUGAAGGCUCGGUGAUGGAGAGAAUCAGGGAAAGUCCUCUGCCUCCAGAGACGAGCACAGAGCUGCAGGAGCAGUCUGCAGCUCCGCUGCUAUGAGGAGGAUGGUCUACCGAAGCAUCGGAGACCCUUCUAGUGACCGACCGCACAGGACACCACUAAUGGAGUCAGCUUUAUUUAUUUGGCUGCUAGGAAACCGUUUGUGUGUGUGUAAGUGUGUGGGUGGGUGUAAGUGUGUGUGUGUUUGGGUGUGUGUAAGUGUGCAGGUGUGUGUGUAUGUGUGUGGGUGGGUGUGUGUGUGCGUGCGUGGGUGUGUGUGUGUGUGUGUGUGUGUGUGUGUGUGUGUGUGUGUGUGUGUGUGUGUCGUGACUAGACACCUGAGAAGUUUAUUUAGAAUGUUUUAUUUCCUUUUGCCUUGUUGGGUGAUUAGUUGUGAUUUAUUUCUGUAUCCAUGUGCCUUUGGAUUCUGCUCCUACAGCCUGUGCAGGCAUUAAUCUGAGCACAGGAAGGGUCAAAGGUCAGAACAGCAGAUUUACUCUCUGUAACAUUUUUAUUUGAUCUAAAGCAUGGCUGGAGUGGGACUGGUUUGUACGUCUUGGUUCUCUCUUGGUUUUAGGUCUCAGGGAGAUUGAUGCAGCAAAUUUAUUUUGGUGCUAUCAGAGCGGUCUUCACUGCUUCUGUGUGUGUGUGUGUGUGUGUGUGUGUGUGUGUGUGUGUGUGUGUGUGUGUGUGUGUGUGUGUGUGUGUGUUUUUUCAGUGACUUAAGUCAAUAAAAACAAAUGUUGACAUCUUA
Molecule: messenger RNA, 10059 nt
Organism: Nothobranchius furzeri (turquoise killifish)
Lineage: Eukaryota; Metazoa; Chordata; Actinopteri; Cyprinodontiformes; Nothobranchiidae
Gene: dus1l
Product: dihydrouridine synthase 1-like (S. cerevisiae)
Molecular function (GO): tRNA dihydrouridine synthase activity
Source: RefSeq, a predicted model, not a curated record